GUUUAGUAAAUAAUUGGGAUUAAAGUCAGAUUUUAUGUUUGAAAUAGAUGUUGGAUUGUGUCGUAAUAUUUUGAGGGAUUUUCUCGUGUUGUUGGUUGUGCGCCACCGUGAGUGAUGCUUGGAGACGCUGCGUGACUUUCGUAUUGUUUCAUGCAGUUUUAAGUUAUAUAAAGAAUGGGAGAGAAACUAGGAGGAAGCUGUAAAACAGAAGAGCAGGUGGUUUGUGUGGAAGCAUUUUCGAGUGCCAACGGAAAAGAUAAUGUGAUUAAGUUAUAUAAAGAAUGGGAGAGAAACUAGGAGGAAGCUGUAAAACAGAAGAGCAGGUGGUUUGUGUGGAAGCAUAUCGAGUGCCAACGGAGAAGAUAAUGCGAUGCCUAACGAGAACGUGUGUGCCUGUGGCGUGGUCGUGGAUCUGCCAAAGUCACGAAGUAGCUCGGUGGAGCUUCUGGGUAAACUGACCAUUCUCCUGCCCAAAACGAAGGGCAACAGAUCGGAGAGUAAAGGCUCGCGGAAGCAACUCGACGAUGGGCGAGUACCGAAGACUCGUACUACGUCGAGCGAGAUCGGGAGCAGCAGCACGGUGACGGAACCCGCGAGAGUCACGAUGAAGAGCAGCAAACACGAGAAGCGGCUCACUCACUCGCGGAGGACUCGAAGCGCCGACAGAGCCGAGUCGCAUUACACGUACAUCGAUUCGGGCUCGAGUAUCCUUAGCGGUGGGAUUCGUGAGAACACCAUACCGGAAGCGCUGUACGCCACCAUACCGGAUACGCCGAGCGUCAAUGAAACGACGAUCGGGACGACGAGUCGACCGAUGAAUUCGCAGAACAGAUCACAGCCUCUUUACUCCGCCAUUCCGUCUAUGACAUCGCCGCCGCCGACGUACGACGUAGCGAUUGCAAGAACGUGGCAGACUGGUCUGCCGCCGACAUAUGAGGAAUACCUGUAUCACAAGUACGCGAUGAUGUCACGCUCGCACACUCCUCCACCGCCGUGGUCCGACUCGACGACGACGACGACGACGCCGUCGUCUAAUCCGACCUCGAGUAUUCAGGCGCGACGCGAGCUUUUGGCCAGCCAGCCCGAGCUACGCGAGUAUCUGGCGCAGCUGGCGUUAAGCGAUCGCGGCUCGCAACAUCAAUAUCAACAGCAGCGACAACAAUCUAGAGAUGCCGUCUGCGUGGUCCCGAGGGAACAGCAGCAGGUCAGAGUGCAGCAGCGUGCGCGAGCAAUGCCUCCCAGAUCGCAGAGCGAGAGCCGAGCGCAGCAGCAACGAAUCGCGGCGAUGUAUACGGAUGCUGCGUUUUGCAUGGAAACCACGGUGCUGCAGUCAGCCUUCGAUUCCGGUCAGGGAUUCGCCCUCUGCAGUUUGAUGUAAAGGAUGAUGCAAUGCUUCUUUAUCGCAUCCGGAAGUUGCACCGGAAGGUUGAUAUCAUCAUCAAUUCACGAUCGAGUUCAUCCGCGAAUGUUUUCCUUGGCAGACGAGUUGCGUCAAGGAAUACACUUGCGAAACCACUCGACCCUGAAUUAAUGAUAUAUUAGUUUAAUUACAAUUUAGAGAGGCAGCGAGAUGCAUCAUUGUUGAAAUGUCACGUCUCGCUGCUAUCGCGAGUUUAAUGAAUGAAGCUUCACAAAAUAGUAUCGAUUUCCUGAUAGUAAAGUAUCAUUGCCUCGUAAGUACAUGUGAAUAUGUAAGUAAUCGAAUGGUAUCGAUUCCUAAAUGGUGUCUACUUGAAAGUAUUUUCAAUCCUCCAUAAUUAUUUCUGGCGUACAAUCGAUAUCAUACAAUUCUAGCGCUACUUCUGUACGCUAGGUACCUAAAUACGUUCGUCAUUUCUAACCAUAAUUGUUACUGAUUUACGGACGCUUGUUAAUUUCCGAUUUAUAUUUUACAGACAAUUUUCCAGAAAAAAAAAAAGAAAAA
Molecule: messenger RNA, 1924 nt
Organism: Monomorium pharaonis (pharaoh ant)
Lineage: Eukaryota; Metazoa; Arthropoda; Insecta; Hymenoptera; Formicidae
Exons: 7
Coding region: 371-1378 (335 amino acids)
Source: RefSeq, a predicted model, not a curated record